Messenger RNA from Xyrichtys novacula (pearly razorfish), 8328 nucleotides. Lineage: Eukaryota; Metazoa; Chordata; Actinopteri; Labriformes; Labridae. The record is from the annotation of a GenBank genome assembly.
AUCAGAUCCUGCUGCUGCUGCUGUCCGGGCGUUAGGAGGUGGAGAAGGAAGGAGAUGGCCGACAAGUAGUCAACAUUAUCUUUGGUACCUCUUGGCAAAAUUCCUUAUUAACCACACUUUACAUUUGAAAAGGGAAGAGGACGUUUCGACUGUUUAACCCCUCAGCCACAAUGGCAGAACAAAACAGUAACGUCAGAUAUCAAGAGGUAAGUAACAGUUUGCUGGCACACGGAAACGCAGCUAAGAGCUAGCUUUAGCUUUAGCUUCAGCCUGUUCUGCUAACACAAGUCAACAUAAGCCUGUCAGGGAGAGCUCUGCACAGUUUCGUUUACGGCUUGGUUUGAGUUUAAGGAAAACUUAGCCCAAAUCUAAUCCUGCCUUAAAUGCCUUACAUUGGAAUACACUAUCAAUAUAUGGAGAUAUCACAGUGACUUAAAAUCUAUUUGACAUUUUUGUAGAUGUGCAGAAAAUGACUUGAAACGUUAGUCAGUGUUUUGGGGCCUGACUGGAAAGACUGAUCAGUGACACUUUAAAGACUAAGACUGCUGGAUCAGUAAGAAGUCAGUCAAUAAUUGAAAGGUAAAGAUGGAUAGUUAUAUUUGUGUAGGUGUAGCUUGAUAAUUCAUUCACAAAUAUUGAUGUUUGAAUCAGGAGUGCAACAUUUGUUGAUUAAACUGAGCUUUUAGAGCUUUUAGUUUUCAUAGAAGGAUAGUGUGUUACCAGCUGUGCAGAUAAUCCAGGCCUAAAUUACUGCAGACAUGUCUACUAUGACCACUUGUUGCACAGCUCAUGACAUGUGUGUGACAUGAUCACCGCUCCCGUAUUCUCACUCUUAAACCUCUGGGUUAUUUCAUCCCUACAGCCCACCUUUACUAAAUUUAAAGAUACUCUUCAGAAGUGUGCAUUUGUGUCAACUAUGGGGGGUUUUGAGGUAGAUUGGAGCAGUUUUAGUAAUGUCCUUAUCUAGCCUCACACCACAUUGUGUAAGACUUGCUGUGAAAUAAAAAAACUCAAAUGAACAAGUGUUUAUAGAACAGACUGUAGAUUUUCUUCUCAUUUUACUGCUGAUGUUUGACUGAUCGGGAAAUUUCUCACACUGAUGUAAAAAUAACAGAAAUCCAAUAUUUCUAAACAUCAGUGCUGCUUGAAUUGCUCUAUGAUUAUUUCUGUGGGUCUUUUUUUAAACAAUAAAUCACAAUGGGAUAAUCCUAUUGGCUGAUAAAACUCUGAGGUUAGCUUUAGUGUUGCUUCCUUAUCCUGCUUCAAUGUAUUUCAGCCAGCGGAAAUAUCCUGAGAGAUAUCGCUUCAGUUUGAUUCAAAUUGGGCUGUGUUUGUUUACAUUCCUUCAGCUGGUGAACGAAGAGGAGCCAGCCCAGCCAUCCCAGGAGGGUCCUGCUCAAGACGCACCACCACCCUAUAGCAGCAUUGCUGCAGCAAAUGCAGGUUAGGAACCUUCACUAACCCCUUUUAGAUAACUUGGAUAAAAACAAGUGGGAGAAUGAUUUAAUCUCCUAAAAGCCAGUUCUUGAUUAGAAGUAGCUGAAGUGCUACUCUGCAUAGUUUCAAAUGUGAAAUAAAGAAAAGAUUUACCGCUGAAAUCUGAUAAACUGAGUUAGAGAUAAGUUUAUUGUGCUGGAGUGUAAUGGUUGAAUAUGAUCUGUCAAUCAUCUGCCUGCCUUUAUCCCGCUUUGUCGUUUGUUGAAUGAUUAAUGGAGGAGGUAAUGGCCUGUGUGUACAGCUUUUAGAAAGGCCCAAUGUUCUUAUCUCACGUCUUAUGAGGGCAAAGGUCAGUGUGUUACAUAAAUGGGUGUUGCCUUGAGCUCUUCAGGGUGAGUCCAUUGAUCUGGUUCAGUGCAGUAUAUGUUUGGACAACACAAAGCAGUGCUCUGGACCCCUGCCAAAUGACCCAGAUAAGGUCUAAGCUUGUUUCAAACAGGACAUGAUCAGAAAUGGACUCACAUACGACUAAUGUCUUUGUUCACGCCGCAGCUCAGUCUGCUCUGGUCUGGUUGACAGCUCUCUACUGCUGCCUGUCAUGUUGAAGAAAAUUAAGAGGAGACUUUUGUUUUGUCAGCAAUCAAACCCUCAUAACGGCUGCUUCAAUCCAUCAACACUAAUUACUCAAAACUAUGAGGUUAGCAUGUUAGAAACAUUUCAACUUCCAUAUUAAAAAACACACUGUCUCCUGGAUUGUUGUGUCUGAUAGAGGAUAACAUUAGGCACUCUUUGCUAUGCCUGUCUCUCUGACUGUUAACCCUUUAAUGAUUUUGUAUCAUAUUUGAUACAUACUUUUAUGAUACUUCUAUCAAAUCAGUAUGAUCGACAAAUUACUAAAAAAAAACACCUGCAUACAGCCCGAUAAAUGAUAAAAAUGUCCUCUUGUGAGUUAUCAGAUUCCAAAAACAUCUAAUGUAUCAAACAAGAUCUUUCUUGCCAUAAUUUGUGGUUUCAGGCAUUAAAGGGUUAAUUUACAUAAAAUAUCAAUAAAGAUUAUAAAACUGACGAUAGAUGUCUUGUAAUACGUCGUUGUCGUUGUUUUCUUCCGCUUAUCCGGGUGCGAGUCGCGGGGGCAGCAGCUUCAGGAGGGAAGUCCAGACGGCCCUCACCCCGGCCACUUCCACCAGCUCCUCUGGUAGGAUUCCCAGGGGCUCCCAGGCCAGGCGAGAGAUAUAAUCCCUCCACCUGGUCCUGGGCCGGCCAUGAGGUCUCCUCCCGGUGUGACAUGUCCGGAACACCUCUAGCAGGAGGCGUCCAGAAGGCAUCCUAACCAGAUGCCCGAGCCACCUCAGCUGACUCCUCUCGAUGUGGAGGAGCAGCGGUUCUACUCUGAGCGCCUCCCGAGUGUCCGAGCUCCUUACCCUAUCUCUGUGAAGAAGAAAACCUAUUCCGUCCGCUUGUAUCCAUGCUCUUGUUCCUUCGGUCAUUACCCAAAGUUCAUGACCAUAGGUGAGGAUCGGCACGUAGAUCGACCAGUAAAUCGAGUGUCUCCCCUUACGGCUCAGCUCUUUCUUGACCACGACAGAUUGGUCAAAUGUCCGCAUCACUGCUGAUGCCGCUCCGCUCCGCCUGUCGAUCUCCCAUCUUGUAAUUGCCUCCCAAAAUAAAAUAAAAUUUUAUGAUUUGGCAAAAUUAAUAACAUUGAUGUUUUCUUGAUCUCAUUUUGAAGGCCAACAUAAAGCUGUUUUCCUUCACAAACUGAUAAUUCUGCAUAAGUUGCAGCAUGUCUUGGGGCGGAGGAGCCAAACUACCAUCAGCUAAAGUUAGCUUACACCCAGGAGGCCAGCUUGUUCCCUUAGUAAUCUUCACACGGUUUUUCACAGCAUCUGAAGAACCCACAGACGUCCCCUCUUCUUUAUCAUUACAGAUCAUGUAUAGAACUGAUGAAAAACACCCCAAAAGUCAAAGAGUUGGACGGAGAAAAACUGAGUCUUUCUGACACAGUUUCAGGGACACAAAACACUGUGACACUGAUGUACUUUGAAAAUAAAAUACCAUGAAUGUUGUCACCUUUGAGGGAUGAAGUUGUUUUUAUUGUUGCUUUCAUGCUCCUUGGUUAAACCUUUUUUACUCUUUCUUUAGCAGCAGCUUAAAUAUUACCGGUACUUUCUAGUUGGAAGUGGCUGUGUGCGUGUGUUUGCUCUUAUAUGGAAAGGCUGAUGUAGCUGUUUGGUAAUGAGGAAAGUGUUCAAAAUGUGUGAAAAUUGUCCUCACUUACUUAAUUGUAAUCUCCUAUCAAAAUAUUUCAUUACUCAGACCAAACUUCAACAGCUAAUGUUGUUGUACUCUGGCAACUGCUGCCAGGAAGGUGGAGCAGCCUCCUGGAUGUGAUCAGAGAGUCUCCACAGUGUUUGCUUUGAAGGGCUGGAACUGUUUGAUUGUAGUUUCAAUAUUGGCUGAGCCCACACACGUGAGUGAGGGUAAUUAGAAAGUUUAUUUCCAUCUGUAAGUGGGUGAUUAAUUUUGCUUGUUGCUUCCACAGCCUUCUUUGAAUACAAGGAAGAUGGAGGGAGAUUUCCCAACCCUCCAUCCUACAGUGUUGCGACCACCCUACCCUCCUACGAUGAAGCCGAAAGAAGCAAAGAAGAGGCAGCCGUCCCCCUGGUCCCUGGAAGAGUCACGGUACGCUGAUAAUUGGAAAUUUUCCCAAUGACUGACCUGACAUAAACGGAACAUGAAAAAAGAAGUUAAAGUUAAUGCCAUAAUUUCUUGGUCUUGGUGCAGGAAGAUGACUUUGUUGCCAGAGAUGACUUUGAAGAUGCUGACCAGCUGCGGAUAGGAAAUGACGGCAUCUUCAUGCUCACUUUCUUCAGUAAGAACUAGACUAGAAAUUCAACACUAGACUGAUAGAAUCUGAGUCCUGAAAGAGUCAUUUAACUUCAUCUUUAUUGGACAAAGAGCUUGUUAAAAAGUCAGUGUUGAAGUUAACAAACCUGGCCAUUGAUGCACUCCCCUUUCAUUCAGUCUGGGUUGUGCAGUUGAGAUAAGAGAUGAGAUGAGAUUCAAUUUAUUGUCAAUGUACAGUACAAGUACAGUACAGCGAAAAGUAUUUUCACAUCUCACCAGAGUGCAAAGUAAACAUGUCAGUGCUAGUGAUAGAUUAUUUUAUAGGUAAGGAAGUAAUGGAAAUUUAAUAAAUAAUUAUGUGUAUUAUAGCGAUAAAUAAUAAAUAAAUGCAUUCAAUACUGUCAGAUUGAUAUUGCACGUAGCCCAUAUUGCACAGAAGUGCUAGACUAAGGUCCAGUGUUGGGUUCAAUGUCUGUGUGAAAUUUGACCAAACUUUGUGUUUUUUGUCAUUGACUUAUUAUGCGUUUCCCUCCUCCAGUGGCAUUCCUGUUCAACUGGAUUGGCUUCUUCUUGUCUUUCUGUUUGACCACAUCAGCCGCUGGCCGAUACGGAGCCAUCUCUGGCUUCGGCCUGUCACUCAUCAAAUGGGUUCUUAUUGUUAGGGUGAGAGCUGCUUUAUGAACAUUUACCAGCAACAGUACAGUUCAAAGAUGCAUGUUCACAUGUUGAUGGUUCAUGUGUAUUCGACUAAAACUCUCAGAUUGUCCCUAAAACAGUCUCGAUUGUGCUAUCUCAUAUUUCUUCCAGUUUUCGACCUACUUCCCCGGAUACUUUGAUGGGCAGUACUGGUUGUGGUGGGUGUUCCUGGCUCUGGGUAAGAGAGAGAAAGAAAGAAAGAGAAAAAACAAAAACUUAAAAAUGAAACACAAUUUCUUGAUGAUAUUCAUGAUGGAUUUUGUUGUAUGACUUGAAUUCAUCUCAUUAUAUCUCCAGGCUUCAUGCUGUUCAUCAGAGGCUUCGUUAACUACUCCAGAGUGCGUAAACUGGCUGAUCCCACUUAUGCCACUCUUCCUCGAACAAGAGUACUCUUCAUCUACUAAAGGUAUGAACUGUCGUAUUAAUCUUGUCACACUCUGCAUCAUAAAUAUAUUAUUUGACUGGAGAUUUCCGCAUUGUUACAGAUCUGAACUUUGAUUAAAAAAAGAAAAAUAUGUCAGUACCAGUCGAGCUCAGUGGAUGAAGUGUGCGGCCUGUCUGAAGAGGCUGUAGUUCUCAUUGCAAGUUUUCAGAUAUUGCCUAGAAAUACAAGUCCAGGUCUUAAUAAGGAUUGAAUGCAGCUCUCCUUUUAACAGCACCUGCUAAUGUUGUGUUGUAUAAAUUUACUAAAGUCAAGAGUGGUGUUCAGUGGUCAGGUUACGAUGAGAGCGUACUAGGCUUGAUCAAAUGGCAAGCUAUUUCAGACAACCUGAUGCACUGAUCAACUGUGUGUUUGCAACUCAAGCAGCUGAUCACAGCUUGAAUAAAAACUUUUCCUCCGUGGUUCAAAAAUAGAUGCAGUUUUUAGAUACAAACUGUCAGCUUAAACAUGGAAGGCAUAAACAGUGAAAGGGGUUAUGAUGGAGGGGAUAAAAUAUUAUCAAAUAAAACUUUAUUUAUAGAGCACUUUUCAUGCAUGGACAUGCAACUCAAAGUGCUUUACCCACAUGGAAAAAUAGAAACAGAAAAAAACUAUUACAAAUAAAGCCCCACCCUCCAUACGACACAGAUACACACACGCACCUGCACACUCUCUUUACUGACAAUAGGGAGACAUGGCAUGGAAAUGAGGAUUAAGGAAGCACCGUCUUAGGGGCCAUCCACACUGGGAGGAGCCGCAGGCUGUGCCACAGGGGCCAACAGCGCCCAGGCCCCCCGACCCUGGCAGACAACGGCCAGUCGGGCCAAAGAGACCCAGAGACAGUGCCUCCAGCAGCAGCCCAGACACAACUCCCAGUGUGGAGGAACCCCCUAAAGAAACACUGGAGUUCAAGUUAAAAACUAAAAGCAUAAGAUAGGAUUAAAAAAAAAAACCCUGAGAAAAAUAAGUAAAUGAGUGAACAGCUUAAAAGGAUAGAAAUACAUAAGAUUCUAGCACCAGUGAUAAGUAAAAACAAAUAAAAUUAUUUAAGAUUAAUCUCAUCUUUGAAAACAAGAUAGAAGCAACAACAUAAGAUAAGAUAGAACCACAUAAGAUUGUAAGGAAAAUUUAAAAUACUAGUUAAAAGCCUUAAAACGGAGACCUUCACUGAAAUCAGUUCUCUUAAAAUUCAUACUCAGACUCCUUCAAGGCUUUUUACAAUUGUUUCUUGGUGUUUAAAUCUCAAGUUUUCUUGUAAACAUAACAAACAGACAGAUAUCUAGUUAGUACCGCUGUUUUGAUGUGCACCUCUUUUCCGUACUUUAAUCCAGGAUCUUUGAUGUUGGAGAACUGGACGACACGUGAAGCGACUCUGCAAAAAGUUUAAGAUGAAAGUGAAGACCCUUAACAAGAAAUUGGACGGAUGAAGACAACUGUUCGUAAAAUAUUCAGGAAUUAUAUCACUUGUUUCAUUUUGUUUUGGAAACUUUAUUAAUGGAAAAUGGUUAACAGUAAUAGUCCCUCAAUGUACUCAUUAGUGGCGAAUGUCAAGUGCUAUUUACAUCUCUGUCUGUAAUGUAUAAGUAAUGCCUUAUAUCAUUUGGUGGUAGCAUACAAGCAUGCAUCUGCCCUUAAAGAAGGGCGAGUCUCAUGUUGGUGACACUUGAAGCCAGCAGGUUUGAAUACACACUUUGGUAGAUUUGCCGUAGCAUGCAAGAAUCCUAGUAAUCUGCACUUAUUUCACCUCCUUAUUUUAUUGUGGCGAUAAGAGGCUCAUUUUAGACACUGCUUACACUCUAAAGCUUUUAUUUGGAUAACAGAUGUUCACUUAUUUCUCUCACCUGUUGGCUUUAAGUAGCGUUGCCCUUGUUUUCAGCCAGGAGGGGGCAGUGUUGUCUGUUGCUCUUAAGAUGUUUGCUCAUCAAGGACAUUGUCAUCAUGCCACGUUCAUGCUUGUGAUUUAAACUCUGUGUCAGUGGAGCGCCUGGUACAUUUUUUUGUUGUGCAUUAAAUCAGACAAUUAUUAACCCUGAAAAUAGAGUUUUAGUUUAUAGAUAUGAUCUUAGACGAUCCAGUUUGAGUUUGUAAACGAUAAUCAAGCCAGAAAACAGAUGGCUAUAAAUGUCAGGAGACGAUCCCCCGGAGCAGAUCAGCUGACAGAGUGGGGAUGCCGAAGUUUUGGACACUUACAGCAACCGAGAUGAUGAUUUUUUCUGCACAUAUGAGCACAUUUUCUGGUUCAUAUACCCACAAAAGCUCACAUAGAUGCAAGAGCCUGACCUUUCCAUGACUCUGCAGUGAGUCAGUGAAGUCUCAUCCUCUCUGUGAUUAGAGAGGAAACUCUCUGCUGUCUGGAUUUCAGCUCUUAAUGAUCUCCCUCAGACAUUUGGAUCAGUUUAUCUGAGACCAUAAAAAUAACUCAUCCCAUUUUCAGGUGGGCUUUUUGCCUUAAGAUUUAAUUGACAGAAGAAGAAGAAGAAGGGAAAUAUGUGUUUUUUCUUUAAAGACCAUGAUUCAUGAGGUAUAGGAAGUUAGCUGUUAUAUGGGUGUAAGGCCAAUAUCAAAGAAUGUUAUGUAUGCAGGUGCACUUUCAGAAACAAAACCAAUAAAACCCAGAGGAUUGUUUCAUCAUGACUUUGAGGCCCGGACACAUAAAACAAGAAAUGAAUGAUGCAGAGGUGUUGGAUUUUUGUCCCUGCGCUCUAUAGUGGAGUUGUUUUUGAUUUAACUUGCCAAUGAGAAGAAUCAAGGAGGCCCUGCAAACCGAACUGUUUGCCUUAUCAGUUCAACUCAUACACUCACCAAGGCUUCUGUAACGACUCAUUAUGCUUCUUUCUAUGUGAUGUAGAGUUAAACCUGGGGUUUUGUUGAUAUGAAACUGUACAGAAAAUGUUUAGUGUUAAAUAAAUGUCACUUUUAAUGCCUCA